This is a messenger RNA of Nematostella vectensis (starlet sea anemone), 973 nucleotides long. RefSeq lists its product as uncharacterized. The record is from RefSeq and is a predicted model, not a curated record. The coding region runs from base 211 to 828 and encodes 205 amino acids. NCBI's taxonomy places the organism in Eukaryota, Metazoa, Cnidaria, Anthozoa, Actiniaria, Edwardsiidae. The transcript has 2 exons.
AAACCGAAUAAACCACGGCCUUACACGAACAAGUUAUUUAAAUAAACCCACAGUUAUGACGACCUGGAGUGAACGCGAAAAUACGAUAAUGUUAAUUAAUUAUGUCACAACCAGGCAUUGUUCGCGUCAACUAAUUGCCUUGCUCCCAUUAUUUUGAGGUUUUUAGAUAGAAGUUCCUACAAAGAAAUUUGAAGGUCUUGUGGAACUAAAAUGGCCGAGUCUAUUGUUGACGCUUCAAGACUAGGAGUGGCGACCUCACUUAGUGCUGAGACGCCAAGAAGAGCGGAUGAAUUGAUAGAAAGCGCUAAUAUGGAACGAAACAAAGGAAAAAGCAGAAGCCAGGUUAAAGAGAUGCUACUUAAAGUUCCGGAGUUUAUCAAGAAGAGCAUAAGUUCCACAAUAGGUGAUGAAGAUGAGGAGGAAGAGGAAGAGGUAAUCCAGCGUUAUCAAAUGAAACACGAAGGGUACAUAGACGGCAUGGAGGGGGCGGAGAACACCAUCUUAGCGCUGCGACAGAUAAUCGAGCGACAGUCAAAGAUCAUAGAGCAGCUGGACCAUGAGCUACGACUCAAGCGUCAAGGUUACCUUGACUCUGUCAAGGGUCCCCAUGGAGACGAGGUGCUGGAUGAUCACAUGAUGCUAACUUACAUCAACACGAAGCUGGACAUAUUGACGGAGCACGUGCUGUUUAUAGCGAGACGAGUGACGACUGAUCGAAGGUGCCGGGGUUUGUGUGUAAAGCACGUGCGCACGAGAAAAUGCUUGUGCCAAGGAUUUGACAGACCGCAUCGCUGCUGUGGAAAGAUAGGCGGCAUCUGCGACUGUUGAUAUCCAAGAAGUUUUUCUUCUACUCUUCAUAUUCAGAAAGCUGACUGAAAAUGGUUUUACUUUACCUGAAAAUGGAUUAUUUUAGUUAAAAAAAAAAAAAUCAAUAUUAUGAUUUCUUUAAAUGGAAUAAAGGACAGAGCACUUU